This is a messenger RNA of Amphiprion ocellaris (clown anemonefish), 2608 nucleotides long. RefSeq names its product CDC42 effector protein (Rho GTPase binding) 1b (gene cdc42ep1b). NCBI's taxonomy places the organism in Eukaryota, Metazoa, Chordata, Actinopteri, Pomacentridae. The coding region runs from base 989 to 2077 and encodes 362 amino acids. The transcript has 5 exons. The record is from RefSeq and is a predicted model, not a curated record.
GUAAAAAUUUGGAUCUCGGGGGACUGGAGUCUAUGACAGCAGCAAACACCCUGGACACGUCGCCAGUCCAUCACCGGGCCACCUGCCACACCUACGGACAAUUUAGAAUUGAUUAACUCAGCACUUUUUAUUUAUUUAUGUUUUAGACUGUGGGAGGAAGCUGCAGAAAACCCACGCAUGCACAGGGAGAACAUGCAAACUCCACAAAAAGGGCCCAGGCAGGGACACAAACCGGGAAUCUUCUAGCUGCAAGGGCUGCACAGAUGAAAACUUCACGUCCAAGUGGAAACAUACGCUGCAGACCACAAACCGAGGAGGAUGAAGGAGAGAAGAGGCGCUCUGUGCGAAGGGAAUGCGCUCUGAGUUUAUCUUAAGCUGGCCCUGUGUGAACUAAAUGAAAACAGAGAACCCCCUACCUGGAAGACUUCGAAGAACUAAGUGGAUUGAAGAAGGCAGAGGCCGAGUGAGGGAGUCAGAGAGGGAGGGAAGACAGAGGGGAUUAGCGGAUAAUCCAGUGCAUGGACAAUCCUGAAGGAGCUUUAUCGUUCCUCCAGGACGAUGCAGACAAAACAGUUGCUGGAUUACAGCGCUUUACUUUAUUGCCCCUUUCAAGAGUCCAUCACAGUUCGUCUUUUUACGCUCUGAUUGUUUUCAUUGCCUCUCAAAGGCUUAGCGUCGUGGGCACAGAAGGACCAGGGAACAGAGGACAAAGCAGGGCAGUGGCAGGAUGUCCUGUGGACGGUGUGGUGACACACAUGGAUAAACCUUUUUAGUGGGAGACAGUGUGUGGCAGUGGACCCCCUGCUUUCCAGCUUUAAGAGGACGACACUAAAGAAGACAUCAGAGAAGAAACUCCUCUCAGAAGUUGAGACCAAACGGCUUCACUGCCAUGGACCCCGAAACUGGAAUUCAGACCUGACCGACAUGUAAUCGGAGCUCAGACAUUCUCAACUGAUAUAAAGGGAAAUUAUACAACUUUUGUGCCGCCAUGAGUCUGGGAAAACUGCCAGGGAUUAAAGGCCUCGUGUCUGGCUCCCAGGGUAAACGCCGCUUUAAGAGCGACCUCUCCGUGGACAUGAUCAGCCCUCCGCUGGGUGACUUCCGACACACCAUGCACGUAGGCCGUGGCGGGGACGUGUUUGGUGACACUUCCUUCCUCAGCAACUACGGGGGCAACAGGGAGCCUGGAAGUCCAGACUCUGCAAACAGCUCCAAGACAACCGGCUUCUUCACACGCACCUUCCGGCACGUACGGAAGAACUCUGGGCCGCGGCCGCGAGGGGGCUCUCGAGACUUGUCAUCGCCGCCGCCAGACAUCUCGCCCAUCAUCAAGAAUGCCAUCUCGUUGCCGCAGCUGAACGUGGACUCUCCCAAUGGGUGCCUGCAGAGGGUGCUGUUCCCCAGCUCCAUCAGCGCGACGGAUGAUUCCUUCUACACAUAUGGUCUGCAGUCUGGAUUCGUCACUCUGCCCCGUCUCUCCCGCCUUGACAGACAAUUCCAAGACGCAGACGUCCGCAAAGGGUCUCUCCCGGAAGGCGGCGGCAUCACCCUGACACGCUCGGACUCCCUCACCUCAUUCACCGUGGACCUGGGCCCUUCUCUCAUGACCGAGGUGCUGAGCUUGAUCGACAACCCCAGCUGCCUUCAGACGCCCAAUCGCAGCCAGGCAGCAGGUGAGGAGGAGGAGGAGGAGGAGGAGGGAAGAGAGAAGGAGGAAGAAGAUGACGACGGCUCUCUAACGGAGACGCCCGUGCAGACCCCUGCAGUGACUUCGCCGAGCGCUUCCGUGUGCCGUGGGUCGUUCAGUCGGAGUAGCAGCAACAGGCGGACCGAUCAGGAGGAGGAGAGGAGGCCUGUGCGAACGCCCGACGUGUCCGCUGGGUCUCCUCUGAGAGCAGAGCCCGGGAUGGAGACAGAACGGUUCCAGAGGGCAGCUGACGUCUUGUCUCGUCACUACGGUGGAGGGUCCUUCACAAAUAGAGCGAGGAUGAGCAGCAGCGGCGGCUCUCCGGCUUUUUCCCCGAGCCACAAAACACGCUGUGCCUUGAAUGAGGAGGAGGAAGAGAUCAAAGUGUAGAUGUUCAAACUCCUGAACUCUUAAACCGUCCGUCCUGUCAGGAAAGAUGUAAUGUGUGAUGUUCUGUUGUUCCUCCAUAGAAACAUUUCUCCUCCUCUUACAUACAUGGGAAGUGAUAAACUAGAAGAUACUGGUCUGUAUUCAGGUCCUGAAGAAAGGACGUUUAUUGUGUCUCUUUCUGCUACAUUCAAGGUGUGAUAUUUUACAGAUUAUUUAUUGGAUUAUUUUCAGGAUAUAGACAUCUAACACUAUGUAAUCACAACGUUUACCAACAACAUAUUUUUACAUCCAUAAACAGUUUAAUGGUCUGAACCUGGGAUUUGAGGAACACAGCAUUUGGGCUUUUUUUCUUUGUAAAUCUGUCAUUAGGGAACUAAAUCCCUUUUAUUUCUUUAUUUUUCACAGUUGUACAUUUCUAAUAUUCAUCCUAAGUCUAUGUGACAGCCUCCUGUAACCUGUAUAAUAUUCAUCUGUAUUAGACUUCCUGUUGUAAAAAGGUUGCUUGUAAUAAAAGAUUCAUUUAAAAACAGA